Angiostrongylus costaricensis is the source of this 942-nucleotide messenger RNA. Lineage: Eukaryota; Metazoa; Nematoda; Chromadorea; Rhabditida; Metastrongylidae. The record is from the annotation of a GenBank genome assembly.
AUGCUACCCUCUCAGACCGAAAACGCAACAACAGAUGUACUCUUCACAGUCGAGACGGGAAGAGUCGACUACUUGCGAACUGGAUUCAUCCUUUCCUUUACUAACAUCAGCAAUGCAUCACUUCCGAGCCAAGGCAACAAGUUACCUUCUCAGUGGUGGCCGAGAGCCGAAACACCCGAGUGCAACAGCACUAACAGCACUGCCUUAACCCUUGAAGGAACCAAUGGCGAUUUUUUCAAGGCAUUCAUUGAGAAAAGCGAUUCAUUGCCCAUUUUUAUUUCGGAUGUAUGCAGGUUUGCUAGAUUUCUUCACGUAGAAGUAUCAGUCAUGGGAAUCUCAGGAUAUCGAUUUUCCUUGCCACAUGAAGAGUUUGAUUAUUCCCAACCAGAAAAUUGUGGAUUUUGCAAUCCGAACACGUUGAGCAGGUACGGCGCCUAUGAUCGACCGGUGAAUAGCUCUUGCUUACCAACGGGUCUUCUCGACAUCAGUGGCUGCAAGAAAAGUCCAAUUAUAAUCUCAAAACCACAUUUCUACCAAGCAAAUGACAUUGUUAGAUCAUUCGUCCCACGAUUCAAGCCGUCCUAUGGAAAUGAUGAAACGACACUCGAUAUAGAACCAACAACUGGGACUGUUCUGGCCGCCAACAAACGACUUCAAAUCAACGUUCUUGUUAAUCAAUUUCCGACAAUCGGGGCCUACAGCGUCAUCCGACCAGGCGCAUACCCUUUAGUGUGGUUAAACGAAUCAUUUUCAAUGGACGAGGGAACACGAAAUGAUCUCAAUUCUAAGUUGUUUCAACCAAAGAGAACUGUAGAAAUCAGCUGCUGGUCUGCGAUCGGUGUUGGAGGUGAACAGUUUUUCAAUUCCUCUUUACCUAAUACUAAAAUUUAUCUAAUUUUCUCAAUUUGUUUUAAAACCAUCACAUUAUUGAAGCAUUGCUAG